Williopsis jadinii is the source of this 1113-nucleotide messenger RNA. It is a transcript of the gene SAM35, whose product is annotated as SAM complex subunit SAM35. The transcript has a single exon. Lineage: Eukaryota; Fungi; Ascomycota; Saccharomycetes; Phaffomycetales; Wickerhamomycetaceae. The record is from RefSeq and is a predicted model, not a curated record. Bases 29 to 994 code for a protein of 321 amino acids.
CCAACCUGUAUUUUAUUAGGGUGACACCAUGACAAUCCCGGAACCCUUGAGGGUCUUAUUCGAUACAUUCCCGAUAAGUCAGUUGCCAUCGGUGGUUCAGCAUACAGCACAGGAGAAAGUUGCAUUGGAGAAGAGACAGUAUCGCUAUUCACAGAGGAGAUCUGCUUCACCAUUGACCAAAUUCACAGUAUGCGUUCAUAAUGUGUAUAAGGCCGACGAUAACUCAUACCUUGCAACCGAUCCACUGUGUCUCACUGUUCAGCUGGCGAUGUGCUUGAAGCUGGACGUCUCUAUCCCCAAAGUCAACCAUGACCAUUUGGACAAAUCUCGAGAUUUGCUCUUUGUUGUUAACCACCAUGCCUGCGAGCAAUUACCACUUUACCUGGAGGAUGAGGAUGGCUCGUCAAAGCAUCAAGUGGUACGCGACUACAACUACUUACAGGACUCGCUGAUCCAGUCGCUGGUGACGUCGAGCACUGAGCUCAUGCUCAUAACGCUUGUGGAUUGUGUUUUAUACGACUCGUGGGUAACAACGCUCCUGUUUGAAAUGGACAGCAAACAGCUAUGCUCGAUGUACAUCCAUGAUAUCACCGCAAACCACACGUUUGUGAACUCGUUGUCUGUCCCGCAGCUAUCACACUCGUUGAUCCAUAGAAACGGGUUCAACUUGAGAAACCCACACAUCACGAAGCUGUACGACUCCAUAUAUACAUGGAGAACAGAUAAGUACGUAUCGUUUGAGAAGGAGAGGAACUUACGAGAACUCCACCACGCACUGGAGAACUUGGAGACCAUUCUCUCAAAGAAGAACUCGGACUUUUUCCACAUAAAGACAUCUGACAAGGACAAAUCCAUUGGGCUCUUGGACGUCAAGCUGGCCAGCUAUAUCACACUCUGUGAACAAUUCAUGGAGGGCACUACCAUGUACAACACAUUGCUGGGCCAUCAUCUACUCAGAGAACACGCAAGGCAGGUGGUUAAGCAGUGCAGCUAGAAAAGAAAAGGCUGCCACACCACACUGUCAUACACAACUUAUAACAUUCAAUGUACAUAUACUAUACAACACACAUAUAGAAUCCCCAAUCACAUGUAUAACACUGGCAUUUCCAAGCC